AUGGCAAAUGAGAGAGCAGAGGAAUACGGCCAAGGGAAGAUGACCGGGUUCGUCACCAUAACUUGCCUUGUUGCAGCCAUUGGUGGAUGCAUGUUUGGAUAUGACGUCGGAGUCGCAGGUGGUGUCACAUCAACGGAUGACUUCCUCAGAGAGUUCUUCUCCAACGUGUAUGCCAAGAGGAGAAACGCUCAUGAAAAUAACUAUUGCAAGUUCAACGAUCAAGGACUUGCUGCAUUCAACUCAUCACUCUACAUUGCUGGUUUGGUUGCCACUCUUGUGGCCUCACCAAUCACUAGAAAAUAUGGACGACGUGUUAGCAUCAUAUGCGCUGGGAUCUUCUUCCUAGUUGGAGCUGCUAUAAAUGCUGGUUCGAUUAACCUCCCCAUGCUUCUUCUCGGACGGAUCAUGCUCGGCUUUGGCGUUGGAUUUGAAUCUCAGGCAGUUCCUGUUUACUUGUCAGAGGUGUCACCAGCUCAUAUGAGAGGUGCUCUCAGCGUUUUGUUUCAGUUGGCAACAACUCUUGGCAUCUUUUCAGCCAACAUGAUCAGUUACGUGACGCAGAAGCUUAGUCCUUGGGGCUGGAGGCUUGCUCUUGGUACAGCUGCUUUUCCAGGUCUGCUCAUGUCUCUUGGAGGCUAUUUCCUUCCCGAGACUCCCAACAGCCUGAUCCAAAGAGGGUUGACUGAAAGAGGCCGUCAUGUCCUUGAGAAGCUAAGAGGAACAAGAAACGUCAACGCCGAGUUUCAAGAUAUGAUAGAGGCCAGCCUCUUGGCAAACUCUAUCAAGCAUCCUUUUAGAGACAUUUUGCAGAAACGCCACAGACCUCAGCUUGUCAUGGCUGUUCUCAUGCCUAUGUUUCAGAUUCUCACCGGUGUAAACUGCAUUCUAUUCUAUGCACCUGUUCUGUUCAUUACAAUGGGGUUUGGUGAAAACUCUCUGCUCUACUCAGGAGUCCUCUUAGGGUUUGUCCUUGUUCUUUCAACUUUUGUUUCUAUCGGUUUAGUGGACAAGUUAGGAAGAAGACCACUUCUCUUAAGCGGCGGAAUACAAAUGAUCACCUGUCAGAUCAUAGUCUCAGUGAUCUUAGGACUGAAACUUGGAGACAACCAAGAGCUAUCAAAGGGAUACUCCAUCAUGUUGGUCAUCUUCUUUUCACUCUUUGUUCUCGGAUAUGGAUGGUCAUGGGGUCCUCUUGGCUACACCGUGCCGAGUGAGAUAUUUCCCUUGGCCAUCCGUUCUGCAGGGCAGAGUAUUACCGUUGCUGUCAAUCUUCUCUUCACCUUCAUCGUGGCUCAGGCUUUUCUUUAUCUCCUAUGUGCACUCAAGUUUGGUAUUUUUCUUUUAUUUGCUUGUUGCGUUUCUGUGAUGACCAUCUUUGUCUACUUUUUGUUGCCUGAGACCAAAGGACUGCCAAUUGAAGAUAUGUCACUCAUAUGGACCAAACAUUGGUUCUGGAAGAAAAUGUUGCCUGAAAACUAG
This is a messenger RNA of Eruca vesicaria subsp. sativa (arugula), 1479 nucleotides long. The record is from the annotation of a GenBank genome assembly. Lineage: Eukaryota; Viridiplantae; Streptophyta; Magnoliopsida; Brassicales; Brassicaceae.